Molecule: messenger RNA, 1777 nt
Organism: Notolabrus celidotus (New Zealand spotty)
Lineage: Eukaryota; Metazoa; Chordata; Actinopteri; Labriformes; Labridae
Gene: rcvrn2
Product: recoverin 2
Exons: 6
Coding region: 662-1243 (193 amino acids)
Molecular function (GO): calcium ion binding
Source: RefSeq, a predicted model, not a curated record
UUGGGUGGUAUUGGUGUCAGUACCUGAACUCAGUAACCCAUAUUAAUACAAUCGUUUUAAUCAAAAUAAAAGAUAAAUAAAUCUAAAUGUAUUCGUCGAUAAAUUACGUCAAGAAAGAGAAAAUUCUGUACAGCAGGUAAUAAGCCCUCACACUUCCCACCACCAGUAAACUGGAAGCCAGAAUAACAAAUCCAAGGUACAGUAGGGGAGAAGUUUGCUCUGUAGACUGUUUCAGAAGGUCCCACAACCCAACAGCGAUGCAGCUGAAGCCAACUAGAGUCCCAGAGAAAGCGAAUGCCAGCAUGCAGGACCCCCAGGACAUCUCAGCACCCCCAGUCACCGAAGUGAUGCCCGCCAAUGAGACGACCCCUCCUGAAUUAUCCCGGUCAUCCUUGGUAGGAGUGUGUUUUCCUCAGCCCUCCUUAUCCGUCACUGUCUUACUGUCCAGAUUCAAUUCUCCAGCCCUUGCUUGUCCUCACAGCACACAGGUUUCUCUCUGGCACACACACAGGAAAGCAGCAAAAGUCAAGUUGGUGAACACGCAUCUUGGUCAAAGGAGAAGAGCAGGUGGCACAGCAGAAGAAAAAAAACUCAGGUGGCAAAUAUUUGCCGGUGAGUUUUCCAGAACUGACGUACAGCUAAGACACUUAAAGAAACUACAAUGGGGAAUUCCACCAGUAGCGCACUAUCAAAGGAGAUCCUGGAGGACCUGAAGCUCAGCACCAAAUUCACUGAAAACGAGAUUGGCCAGUGGUAUGAAAACUUCCAGAAGCAGUGCCCGACAGGCCGCAUUACACCUGAAGAGUUUGAGCAGAUUUACACACGCUUCUUCCCGGACAGCGAUGCCAAGAGCUAUGCACGACAUGUGUUUCGCUCCUUCGACACCAACGACGAUGGUACGUUGGACUUCAAAGAGUACAUCAUUGCACUGCACAUGACCUCCACUGGAAAGACAACCCGAAAACUGGAGUGGGCCUUUUCGCUGUUUGAUGUCGACAAGAACGGAUACAUCAACAAGACAGAAGUGACAGAGAUCUGCCAGGCCAUAUUUAAGCUGAUCCCCAAGGAGGAGCAGUGCAAACUACCAGAGGAUGAGAACACACCCGAGAAGAGAGCCAGCAAGCUGUGGUCUUACUUCGAAAAGAAAGACAACGAGCGACUGGCUGAAGGAGAGUUCAUCAAAGGAGUGAUUGAAAAUGAGAAUGCGAUGCGACUCAUCCACUACGAACCAGCCAAACAAUAAAGUCAAUCCUAUUUUAUCCCCCGCUCCUUUUCUCUCUCUCUCUCUCGUUAGACUCUUUUCUUUCUUUAACCAGCUGUUUAUUUCUUCACUCUAUUCCUUCUAAUCCAUUCACCCCCUCUGUGUAAAUACUCCUUCCUGCAAUGUCUUGGUCACAACUAAUGUUUCAGUAAGUUUGGUUCAUGUCAUGUUAUUGUUUAUCUAAUGUCUGUCAAUGAAUUUAUAUCAAAUAGGCGCCAAAAGGGGCUAACUUUGGCAUAGUGUUUAAACGUGUCAAACAAGAAGAGUAAUGGUGAUUAUAUUGAGGCAAUAUAUAUAAUAUAUGUAUCAGGAGCUUGUAUGAUAAAUAUUGUCUUAUUACUAACUACCUUUGGAAUUUUCAAAAUGAAACCUGGGAUUGGAAGAAAUGCAUCACAAUUGGCUUCAACAGUUAGAGAUUUCCUUUCUUAGAUUUCCUUAGAUUCCUCCUCUAGAGUUUGUAGCUCUCAAGUGUUAAACUUUAUUCACUUGACAAUAAAUUAAAGGAUUUCUCAUACA